AUGGUUGCUAUCCAUGACCCUGCUGCUCUUGGAACUACAUCUCUAUCACCACAAUUCUCCUCUUCACCUUCGUCAACGUCGCAUUCGAAAACCUCUCUACAUUCCUUUAAUAUUCGUUCUCUCAUAAUACCAAGUGCCGCAGGACUGGGAAUCGCCAUCGCUUUCGCCGCGUUCGGGUUCAUCUUCUACAAGAGAUUCUACUCUAGCUCUGGGACUGGAAGAGCCUAUCUUGUCUCACAGGUGAAAUCCGAUGGCGGUGACAAGUACAGUAAGUUGAAACCACUCAAGCUACUUUGUGCCAAGAAUCAAAUUGCCUUGGAAGAGAAACACGCCAUUCAUACAAACACCAACACGAUUGCUCAUGCUAAGCGUUCCUCCUUGUUUCAAGGCAUCUCCGAAAUGCACCUCGCUCAAGCUAAUAUCCAAAGUUCUCUACCGAGUAGACCACCUGGCUCAUUACGUCUCAAUCGUUCGUACCGUUCUCGCCAACUCGAUGCGAAGAAACCGCCUUCAAUGUCGCGUGCGCCGCUCACUACUCGUCCUGCUCUCGCUUCUCCCGCUUUAAACCCUUCUUUACCCUUACCUGCGUACAUAUUUAAUGAAAUUCCCGCCUUAUGUUCUCCGCCAUCCACAUCGCCGAAGGAAAUUUUCGAAUGGAUCCAAUCCGACUCGGUCUUGAACUCUCAUGACGGAUACUUACGCGCUAGAGAGGAUUCUCGACUAUAUGUCUGCCCCUCGUUUCCAGAGUCCGGCACCCCGACUAGUAUUCUUGCUCAGCAAGCCCGUAUAUCAUCAAUGCUUUCUUCGUCAACCAUGAAUAGAACCUAUGGUGUUCGAGAGCAAUCUUUGCCGCACUCUCUACGCUCGCCCUUAUGUGGAGACCCUAGUCCUACCAAUCCUCGGGGCCAAACAAGUUCCAAAUCCAAAGGAGCGGCCCAUGUUCCUAGCAUUGAGCAUUUGUUCAAGGAAGACUGCUAUUUAGGUCCUCUAGAGCAAGGAACAAGGUGGGGUUCGAUUUCAUAUACUCUCGACAAGCCUAUCUCGAAGCGCAAAGACACAAAGACAUUGCAGAAAAGUUCGAAAGCUGGGAAGGCCGGCAAAGAAAACAAAGGUUCUAUUGCUCUGGCAGGAUAG
Lentinula edodes (shiitake mushroom) is the source of this 1134-nucleotide messenger RNA. RefSeq lists its product as uncharacterized. The coding region runs from base 1 to 1134 and encodes 377 amino acids. The record is from RefSeq and is a predicted model, not a curated record. The transcript has 2 exons. NCBI's taxonomy places the organism in Eukaryota, Fungi, Basidiomycota, Agaricomycetes, Agaricales, Omphalotaceae.